Cylicocyclus nassatus is the source of this 1015-nucleotide messenger RNA. Lineage: Eukaryota; Metazoa; Nematoda; Chromadorea; Rhabditida; Strongylidae. The record is from the annotation of a GenBank genome assembly.
AGGAUGUGUAUCCUCAUUUUACUACCUCUAAUUUCGUGUUCUCAUGCUCUCAGCAGGCAUUCCUCCAUUGGAAAUGUGUCAGAGGUCUCACGAAGUAUUGUAAUGAAUCUCGACGCUCGAAUGACAUGUUUAUAUGAGACACUUGAAAAGAAUAUGACACUGAGUGUGAGCCUUAGCCCAAUGCUAGAUCCAUUUCCGAUGUCAUUACGGUUGACGUCACCUUCAGGACAGUUCUCUGAGUGGGAAAAUGGCAAUGAUGAAGUGUACAUGCACCAUAAUGUUACUGAAGACGGAGACUAUGAGAUUUGUGCUGUCACAUCAAAGCCUAUGCAGGUGGCUUUGGACAUAUUCUUCCACGAUCCAAAGAAGUUUCAGGAAGCUCUUAACGACCAAAUGGAAGUACAUAAAAUUAAUGAAAAUUUGAAGAACACAGUGCGCGAGAUGGGUAAACGUAAUUUUCACAUGUAUAUGGCUAUCAGAGGCUACAACAAGCGUGUAGUCCGGGACCAAGCAAUGCAACAGUCCAACUCAGAUUAUAUCAAACUUUACGUCAUUAUUUUCUGCAUAACUAACAUCGUCGUUGGAGUCCUCCAAGUAGUUAUCAUUCACAGGAUGUUUUUCGUAGAUCCAAGGAAAAUCCGUGUAUGAGGAGCCUUUCGAAUGAUCUCUGAGCGAUAGUUUGUAACUUUACGGGAACUAGGGGAUAGGGAUAGAUAGCGAGAUGGAGAAAUUCGGCGCUUCAACGUACAAAUGGCCGCUACAUGAAGAAGGAAUAGCGGCGCAAAUGCGUUGCUAGCAAGAAGAAGAAGUUGGAGCGUUUGACUCCAUGCCCAAAAUGGAUAUCUGACGGCCUUUGCGUUUCCUCUAAACAACCAUUCACCGUAAGGGUGGUGCGUUUUAUCUUCUGCUUGCCUUUUUAAGGAAUCACAAGAGCUGGCAUCAAGUUACUUGGGUGUCAAAGUGUUAAGUAUCCCAAGUGCACUUCCUUGAUACAAGUCAAACUGCAUCGCUGAGG